AUGUUUACCGAUGAAGCUAUGUUCCAUCAUAACGGCCAAUUAAAUAGGCACAAUUCACAUUAUUGGUCGCCUAUAAAUCCUCAUUGGACUCACAUGGUUGACAAUCAACGCAGGUGGACUCUUCAUGUAUGGUGUGGAAUAAUUAAUGGAUAUUUGAUAGGACCUUACUUUUUUGAAUACAAUUUAAACAGUGCAAGAUACCUUUCAUUUUUGCAAAACGAAUUAUCAGGUCUUUUAGAAGAGGUUGAUAUCAAUACUCGUAAAAAAAUGUGGUGGCAACAAGAUGGAGCACCGCCUCACUCGGCUGGAAUAGUCGCCACUUACCUUAAUCAAGUGUACCAUGAAAAAUGGAUAGGCAGAUUCGGCCCUACAAAGUGGCCUCCACGUUCUCCAGAUUUAACUUCACCAGAUUUUUACUUGUGGGCUAGAAGUUUGGGCUACCCUAUAGCACAGGCGCCCGCACCAGCGCUGGCUCCUGCACCAGCGUUGGCUCCCGCACGGGCACCGGCUCCCGCACGGGCACUGGCUCCCACACCGGCGCCCGCACCGGCAUUGGCGCCCGCACCGGCCCCAGCACCGGCGCACCAGCGCCCGUACCGGCGCCCGCACCGGCCCCCGCAUACAUAA
Messenger RNA from Vollenhovia emeryi, 627 nucleotides. RefSeq lists its product as uncharacterized. Lineage: Eukaryota; Metazoa; Arthropoda; Insecta; Hymenoptera; Formicidae. The coding region runs from base 1 to 627 and encodes 208 amino acids. The record is from RefSeq and is a predicted model, not a curated record. Gene Ontology annotation, molecular function: nucleic acid binding. The transcript has 2 exons.